AUGGAUAGCUUGAAAGAAGAUAGAGAAGAUGUUAAGCUUCUAACAUCUUGGGUCAGCCCCUAUGGCACGCGAGCUAUGAUUGGGCUUGAACAAAAGGGUAUCAGCUAUGAAUAUGUGGAGGAAAACUUGCGGAACAAGAGUCCCCUGUUGCUGCAAAUGAAUCCUAUACACAAGUUGGUACCUGUUCUCAUCCAUAAUGGCAAGCCUCUUCCUGAAUCUCUGAUUAUUCUCCAAUACAUAGACCACGCUUGGAAUUCUCCUCACGCCGCCUUUCUUCCCUCUCAUCCGUAUGACCGAUCUAUUGCUCUCUUCUGGGCAGAUUUUGCAGACAAAAAGUGGAAGAUUUUAGAGCAUCAAUCAGUUUGUUUUGUUAUUCUUAUGGAAGCAUAA
Messenger RNA from Cryptomeria japonica (Japanese cedar), 390 nucleotides. RefSeq names its product glutathione S-transferase U16-like. The record is from RefSeq and is a predicted model, not a curated record. The coding region runs from base 1 to 390 and encodes 129 amino acids. Gene Ontology annotation, biological process: glutathione metabolic process. NCBI's taxonomy places the organism in Eukaryota, Viridiplantae, Streptophyta, Pinopsida, Cupressales, Cupressaceae. Gene Ontology annotation, cellular component: cytoplasm. Gene Ontology annotation, molecular function: glutathione transferase activity. The transcript is spliced from 2 exons.